AUGUCAAACCUAACGAGCCUGAAAAGUACCAUCAAGCUCAACUCGGGCCACUCAAUCCCCUGCCUCCACCUCGGCGUCUACGAAGUCUCCUCCCGGGACACCUACACCUCCGUCUCGAGCGCCCUAAACCUCGGUUACCGCGCCAUUGACUCCGCCGAAUGGUACGGUAAUGAAGCCGCUGCCGGCCGUGCGAUCCGAGACUUCUGUGACAAGACCGGGACCAAGAGGGAGGAGGUGUGGUUUACGACAAAGUUGAAGUCGAACAGUGGGUAUGAGGCUACGAAACGGGCUAUCAAGCGGAGUUUGCAGGAAUGUGGACUCGGAUACAUCGACCUGUAUCUCAUUCACUCUCCCUAUGGGGGGAAGAAACAGCGUUUGGAGAGUUGGAAAGCGAUGGAGGAGGCGGUGGGGGAGGGAGUGAUCCGCUCUAUCGGCGUCUCGAACUACGGCGUCUCCCACCUCCGCGAGCUACUGGCCAUGAAACCACAGAUCCCACCCGGCAUCAACCAAAUCGAAGUACACCCAUUCAACACCCGCGUCGACAUUACCUCCUUCUGCGCUCAACACGGCAUUGUCAUCCAAGCCUAUGCCCCACUAGCCAAGGCAAUGCGGUUCAGUCACCCGGUGCUGAAGACGAUCGCGAGCAAGGUUGGAAAAACGCCCGCACAGGUCUUGGUGAGGUGGAGUUUGGAGAAGGGGUAUGUGCCGCUGCCGAAAAGCGUACGUGAGGCGAGGAUGAAGGAGAAUGCGGAUGUGUUUGGGUGGGGGUUGGAAGAGGAAGAUGUCAAGGCGUUGGAUGGGUGUGAUGAGUAUUUGGUUACGGAUUGGGAUCCGACGAAUGCUGAUUAG
Messenger RNA from Saitoella complicata NRRL Y-17804, 849 nucleotides. RefSeq names its product Aldo/keto reductase. NCBI's taxonomy places the organism in Eukaryota, Fungi, Ascomycota, Saitoellomycetes, Saitoellales, Saitoellaceae. The coding region runs from base 1 to 849 and encodes 282 amino acids. Gene Ontology annotation, molecular function: oxidoreductase activity. The record is from RefSeq and is a predicted model, not a curated record. The transcript has a single exon.